Molecule: messenger RNA, 5128 nt
Organism: Megalobrama amblycephala (Wuchang bream)
Lineage: Eukaryota; Metazoa; Chordata; Actinopteri; Cypriniformes; Xenocyprididae
Gene: znf821
Product: zinc finger protein 821
Exons: 6
Coding region: 495-1733 (412 amino acids)
Biological process (GO): regulation of transcription by RNA polymerase II
Cellular component (GO): nucleus
Molecular function (GO): DNA-binding transcription factor activity, RNA polymerase II-specific; RNA polymerase II transcription regulatory region sequence-specific DNA binding
Source: RefSeq, a predicted model, not a curated record
UCAGCUCAUCGCUUGAAAUGCAUGUCGGUGGAGAGUGUCUGCAGUGUAUUUGCCCGGCUACAGUGGCGCAGGCUUUCACAUCAUCUCCUCACAUCUUUCCUGAUCUCUUAUGUUUGGAAACCGACCUCUAUCGACAUGAACGCGCUCUCAUCGCCGACCAAGACCGAGAUGUCUGUUUACGCAGAAGUGAUCUUUUAUUCUCUUUUAGUCAAAUGAACCUAAUCGCGCUGGCCAAUGUAGCCGUCUAGUGCUCAGUUCUGCCCGCUCGGAGCGUUUUGUUUAGAUUGUAGUCUGCUUUAAAACAUUUACCUUUGGAUUUGGCCAAAAGCAUCUUCACACAUCAGUCGGAUCAAAGAAGAGAUUCGACUUUUUUCAUCCGGGAGUGGGGGAUAAUAUGUCAAGACGAAAACAGACCAACCCUUUCAAAGUGAAUUGUAGGUAUCCCAGGGCCUUUUCACACGACUGGGUUGUCCGGCCCUCAGCACACUUUUGAGAUGGAUGCUAGAGAUGACUUCAUUGAAGAUGGCGAAUGCCAUAGCAACAACUCACAGGAACAUGAAGAGCAAGACAGCACAAGUGAUGACGGUGAUAGUGAUUUUGAUAAGGAUGACUCCUCAAAUGCCUCUGCUGAUUACAGCAUGAUGAGUAAUAAGAGCAGCCACGGCCUCAUACUACAGGAUGACGUCAAGGAGGAGAGUGAGGAGGGGGCAGACCAGGGGAGCAAUUUUGCUUGUCCUCUUUGUUCCCUGGAGUUCAGUGGCCCAGAUCAGCUCAUCGCACAUGUCUACCAGCACACAGCUGUGGGUGGCAGUAAGAGUUAUAUCUGUCCUGUUUGUGGACGAGCUCUCAGUUCUCCAGGCUCUCUUGGCCGCCAUCUUCUCAUCCAUUCAGAGGACCGUCUGUCCAACUGUGCAGUGUGUGGGGCUCGCUUCACAGACACCAACAACUUCAACAGAGGAAAGUUGAAGGAAUUCCUCGACACAAGCAGUAUAGAGAUCAACAGUGAGGGUGAGGCCUGUGCCAUGUCCAACUCUCUACCCAGAAGCCCUAUGAAUAACCCCAGCACAAAUCCUGGUCCUGUACUGACCUCAUUGCCAGAUGGACUUCUCCCUUCUGCACCUCCUCUUCCCUCACUCUCUGACAGCCUCAGUCCUUCCAGCACUGGCCUUCCGCCUCUUCCAGACCUGAUGAACCCUAUGCCUGUGUACCCGGCUGGAGUUUUGUUGGUCUGCAACAGCUGCGUAGCCUACCAGCAGCUUGUGGAUGCCCAAUCGCCAUCCAUGAGGAAAUGGGCAAUGCGUAGGAAGAACGAACCCGUAGAGGUGCGGAUGCAGCGGCUGGAACGUGAGCGAACAGCCAAGAAGAGCAAGAGGGCAUGCGAGACACCGGAGGAGCGGGAGAUGCGUCGCUUACGAGACCGCGAGGCAAAGCGGCUGCAAAGGAUGCAGGAGACAGAUGAGCAGCGGGCCCGUCGUCUACAGCGUGACCGGGAGGCCAUGCGACUCAAACGGGCCAACGAAACACCUGAGAAGAGGCAGGCACGGCUAAUCCGUGAGAGGGAAGCCAAGAGGCUAAAGCGGCGCUUGGAGAAGAUAGACCCAUCGCUGAGAAACCAGAUCGAGCAUGACCCUGCUGCAAUGGCUGCGCUCACUGCUGACAUGAAUCUUUUCCAGUUUUCCUUCCCCAUGUCCGUUCCCUCCAUGGACAAUGGACUGUUUAUGAAGCUUCCCUAACAAGCACAUCUCCAAACACCUCUCAGCCCGGCAUUUGAGAAGAACUUGCCAUUCUUAAAGAAUACCUAUCUUGACUAUAACUGUGAUGAGAAUGUUAUGCUCUUGCAGUUUCAAGGAGGCGCUCACCCUGACAGCGAUUUGCAGUGAUGUAGGUCCCAGAUGUCGUUCAUUUUCAAUGAGAGAUUUGAGGCAACAUGAGAGACCAUGUGUUGCAAUGUAAUAGUGUUGAGCAGAGUUCAACUUUAUGCAGACAGGCAGCAACACGUGGCGACUACCAGUGGGAGUGUAGACAGCGAUGCUCACAUGAUCUGCUGCCUGAAACAGUUGGAUAUUGCAGUACAGAAGUGGUUCUACUGGACAGACGAGGCAGGCAAUUGCUUCAAAUUGCAGUUGGAUAACCCCAGAGGGUGAUGCAUUACAGUAUUCAACAGCAAGAAGAAAUAAACCUCCUUAAAACCAGUGCUCAACAAUGUUUAGUAGACUAUGAUGACAUUUUUGAGAACUCACCUCAUCCCUUUAGCUGUGACCUCAGUGAAACACUGAAAUAAGAGUGAGAUGAUGUAGAUGAUGUUCCCAUCUGAUAGUCGGAGGAGGAAAAAAGGGGCCUGGGGCACUGGACUCCUUUACAGUCAAUCACCACCAGUCAAGUAGAACGCCCACUAGGAACCAACAGUAUGGCGACUUGCUGACCUCCUCGUAUGUAAUUUAAUUGCUGUCAGUGUGAACGACCCUUUAUGGAUUUAUAUAACAGAAAUUGAUUUACAAAAUUAACUUAACUUGUAUAAAAAAAAUUCCAACUUUCACAGAAGGGAAACAAGGCAAACAUGUUUCCCUAUCUAUAAGCAUGUUUUAGGAGAUCUGUCUACUUAAUUUAAGGCUCAGACAUUUAGCCAUCUUUUUUCAGAGCAGUGAGGCCUUUCCCUAAGGAGGUUCUCUGUUUGCACACGGACCUACAGUGACAGGAGUGAGACGUGUAGCCACACUCCACACUCAGCCUACGGUUCAAAUUUGCCAGUCUAAAAGGUUGGAGUUUACCUGCAACUAUGGCUCAUCUCCCAGGACCCUAGAUUGGGUCACUACUAGCUCAUAUUCACAGAACCAACUACCUCACCAUGGGCUCUUUGCAUGGCCUAGUCACAACCUGUGGUCUUGACCAGGACCAAAGGGGCCAUGCAGGACCACACACUGACUCAAUGUUCCUUAUGCCAACACCUACUAUAUUCCAGGGGUGUCCAAUCCUGCUCCUGGAGGACCACCUUCCUGCAGUUCAGCCACAACCCUAAUUAAACACUCCUGAACCAUCUAAUCAAGGCAUUCAGGGUUACUUGAAACCUCCAGGCAGUUGUGUUGGAGCAGAUUAGAGAUGAGCUCCUAAAGCUUAAAAAUGCUCCCUUCGGAUGCAUUCCAAUGUCAGGAGGUAUCAAGGCACAUCCGAAUACAAUGUUUGCUUCACUUCCUGUCUCCUGAGAUACCUUCAUCUGAUCGAUUUGUGAAGGCAGCAUAGAUGUGUCCUUCACUGCCUUUGAUAUCCCACAGUCCUGUGCUUUCCAUUCUGUGAAAGCUGAGCUAUAAAAUAAAAAUGGCAUCUGAAAGUUGCAGUUGGUGGUCAGUUUCUACCUUUUUACCAACAUUUUCACACUUACGAUGUCAUUUCUAGCAAGAAAUCACUAUUGCAGUAAUUAAAUAUUUGCUUAGUUAUCACCAAAGCUCUCUCUAUUUUGCUGUAAAUCAUUAAACCGUUAUGCUGCCUCAGAAGUAGGGCUUAGACAAUUAAUCGAUGCAUCGCGAAUUGAGAAAUGAGAAAUUUCCGAAUGCAUCGUGAUUCUCUCGAAUUGAUUCUGAGCUUAGUUUUUAACAGCAGAUGGCACUGCAUGCUUUAGAAACAGCCAUACUCUGCUUGCUUCCAAUUCCUUACACACACUUGAACCUUCUAUGAAAUAAUCAUUCAUAAAGUUCACUUACAUGGACUCAGACUCAGCCAAAUGCACAAGCGCUCUUCUUCGUGAGCAUUUAAGCGUGCGGUUAAAAACUAGUCAUCUGCUGGUAAAAUCUAAGCUCAGAAUCGAUUCAAGAGAGAAUCGCGAAGCAUUUGGAAAAUCUCAGAAUCGAGCCACGAAUCUCGAUGCAUAGAUUUAUCUUCCCAGCCCUAUUGAGACGUCUGUCCGAAAUCAGUUUCGCAAGGUACCUUUGUGCGCAAACGCUUCCUACAAGUCAUUGCCUGAUAAGGCAGCGAGGCAACAAGUCAUCUGCCUAAGUGUUCAGGCGCAGCCUACAUGAAGGUGGCCCUCCUGGAGUAGGAUUGAACACACCUGCUAUUAUCAUUGCUCUACAUGUUUGCUGAAAUGAUAACACUUUAUUUAAAUGCUGUUUGAAUGCCACUGAUCCAAAUGGUGAAAUCUAUGUGGGCUUGUGGUCUCCUGGUCUUUCUUUACACCGGUUUUGCAUCCACAAGACCAUAUUUAUCAAGAUUUACAAGAAUGCCACCUUUGCCGCCAAUAUGCCCCUCAAUGCACCCUUUAGUUGAGCCCGGACUAUUUGAGUGUGGACUCCAAGAAGGAUCUCAAGGGCUGAGGGUAACAUUUGGGACAACUUCUAUGGAGGAUGUUGUCCUUUUCAAAAGAGGAAGGUUAUCUCUGUGGAUGUACUGUUAAUUACUGAAAGUAUCCGCUUCGAAGCACAUACAGCACACUUCUCUGACCUCCCAAAGGCUUUAUACCUUAUCACAAUGCUACACGGGUUGUUUUUUUUCUAGGAACUCAGGGAUGGUGUGGAUCAUCGGCAUCCUCACGGCCUGAGAACAUAGAGGAGCAGGAGACCUCCUCUUCCCAAUUCUUCAUUCAUCAUCAUCACUUUCUCAGACCAGAUACUACCUUAUACUUACCUUUACUGGUCACAUUGGCCUUUUUUCUCUUAUUCAGACUGCAAACUCCCCACCUGAGCCAAAAUGUCGAUAAGGAUAUUACGCAAGUCCAUUACAUCUCAACUAACCAACCAGUCUCUGCCCUCUGCUGCUGUCACUGUACUGUAAAAUGUGUAUGUUACCUCUUUAAACUAGUGUGGUCCCGCACUGGACCUGGGAAUGCUUGUUGUUAAUGGUGAGGCACUUAGUGUGUGCUCGAUCUUUAUGGCAACACAAGUAGUGUACAAAUUCAAAAAAAAUGUUGCCUUUGUCACUGGAAAGUUAUUCUUUGGUUUUAUAUUUAAUGAUUUAAAUGAUUUUGUGUGCUAUUUCAAUGAGAUGUGCAAUGAUGUAAAGGUUUAGUGAAUGCAUGUACAAUGAAACAAUCAGGACGAACACUUCCAGAGAGCAAUCCCUCCUAUAUGACGCAGUAAUAAUGCUGCAUAUGUAUGCUAAAAAUGGAAAUAAGGUAAAUACACAAAAUGUUUCACACUAA